AUGAAAACACUCUUGAUCACUCUCCUCCAAUUUCUCCUCCUUCUCAAACCCCACUUCGCCUGCGCAAGAGGUAAAUUUGCCUUCGCCCCUUCAUGCCUAACCGCCGCCAACGCGCCCUUCAUGCGCGAAGAAAUCACGCUGGUGAUGGAAUCCGCCGCGAGCACCAAGGCCGCACUUCGCAACCCAAAUGCCGACACAAAUAGAUUCGUUCGGUGGAUGUUCGGUACCAGCACGCCUGCUUACGACGCUUACGCAGCGCCGCGAGCCAUCAUCGGUGGCACGGGCACCGGAGAAGACGACAUCAUUGGCAUGGCCGGUGUGACUGGGGAGGUCCCUGCGGAAGAGGCGGAGGGAGGCGACGUGAUCUUCUAUUGCGACAUGAGCCAUAUGAAACCUCUAUAUAACGAAGAAGGAGUUCUCGUGCAGUGGUAUGAUAGAUCCCUCAAGAGCUACAAUGACGCAGACCCUGCCUAUCUACUCUGCAGAGACACCAAGAGCAACUUCCGAGGCAACCUCGAUGUCCCGAGCGCCCUCAACUUCGCAUGGCAGAAGGUCGACGGCGAACUACCGGAUGCUCCGGAUACCAUCAUCAUCUGCCCGCGGUACGUCGAGGCCGGUUUGGCGGCCGCGUACCAGGACUCGGGAAUUUUCGACGAUAAUUUUCUCACCCGGGAGAGACGGUUCUGGCAGGGACGGUCCACGCAGCGGACUUACGCGCCGAUCGAUUACUAUAACCUGUUUGAUAGCGGUAUUGCGCAUGAGGUUGGCGUUACGCUUGGCUUAUUCUUGGAUUGA
Messenger RNA from Letharia lupina, 795 nucleotides. RefSeq lists its product as uncharacterized. Bases 1 to 795 code for a protein of 264 amino acids. The transcript has 3 exons. The record is from RefSeq and is a predicted model, not a curated record. Lineage: Eukaryota; Fungi; Ascomycota; Lecanoromycetes; Lecanorales; Parmeliaceae.